This is a messenger RNA of Beta vulgaris subsp. vulgaris (sugar beet), 927 nucleotides long. RefSeq lists its product as uncharacterized. The record is from RefSeq and is a predicted model, not a curated record. The transcript has a single exon. The coding region runs from base 1 to 927 and encodes 308 amino acids. Lineage: Eukaryota; Viridiplantae; Streptophyta; Magnoliopsida; Caryophyllales; Amaranthaceae.
AUGGUCAAGCGAGUAUUGGUCGACAGUGGGUCGUUGGCAGAUAUUAUCACGCUGGAAUGUCUGAAGAAGCUGAAAUACAGCCAAAAAGAUGUCACCCUCCUCGAUCAACCACUCAUAGGCUUCGGGGAAAACUCUGUUCAUCCGGUCGGCUCUAUAAAGUUACCCACUCGGAUGGCUGAAAAAGGCAAGGGAAGAAGCCUACCAAUUGACUUCCUGGUGGUCGACAUCCCUUUACCGUACAACAUAAUAAUGGGGAGACCCACCCUGAACAGAACAAAGGCUGCUAUCUCCACCUACCAACUGCUUAUGCAAUUCGAAAUGGAUGACAGAAAAGUUGGGAAGAUACAGGGGGAUCAGCAAGCCGGAAGAGAAUGCUAUUUGAUUAGCCUGAAGAGUAAAGCCGAUAUCGACGCCCAAAAGGACUCAAAGAAAAGAAAAAGAGAAGAUGGUCCGACAAAAGGCAUCGGGGUGUACAUCGCUGAAAACCCCAAACAGUACGAAAGACCUCAGCCAGCCGAGGAAGAUGAAGAGGUCGUGAUCGGCGGGGAGCCCGGUCGGACCGUAAGGGUAGGCAAGGCCCUGGACCCUCAAACUAGAGCACAAGUUAUGGAGGUGCUCAGGGAAUAUCAAGAUGUGGUCAAGAACCCGAGUGGGGCUUGGCACAUGUGCGUGGACUUUACAGACCUGAACAAGGCCUGUCCAAAAGACAACCACCCUCUCCCCAAAAUUGAUAGGCUAGUCGAUUCUACAGCCGGCCACGCCCUCUUGAGCUUCAUGGACGCCAAUGCAGGGUACCAUCAGAUACCUAUGGCAGAACACGACCGAGUCCAUACCGCUUUCACCACCCCUCAAGGGGUUUAUUGUUACAAGAUGCAUGAUGUCGUUCGGCUUGAAAAAUGCGGGAGCCACUUACCAGCGAACUGUUAA